Messenger RNA from Candidozyma haemuli, 1263 nucleotides. RefSeq names its product Trm12p (gene TRM12). NCBI's taxonomy places the organism in Eukaryota, Fungi, Ascomycota, Pichiomycetes, Serinales, Metschnikowiaceae. Bases 1 to 1263 code for a protein of 420 amino acids. The transcript has a single exon. The record is from RefSeq and is a predicted model, not a curated record. Gene Ontology annotation, molecular function: S-adenosylmethionine-dependent methyltransferase activity; tRNA methyltransferase activity. Gene Ontology annotation, cellular component: cytoplasm. Gene Ontology annotation, biological process: wybutosine biosynthetic process; tRNA methylation.
AUGGGCACCAAGAUCCUAGUCAGGGAGCCACGGUUGAUCAAGGAGAUAAAGACGGUGCUUGAAGAUGGAGGAGUGUUUGAUAAAUCUCGAAGGAUCCAGUCUCAUGAUGGCGUUUCAUGCUUGUUUUCCACAGGCUCCUUAUCUGAGAUGAGGGUGCUUCUCAAGGAGUACGAUACGAAUAAGAUAGACGUUGUUGAGGAUGAACUGGAAGCUGUGACUAGGCUUGUCGGCUUGCAAGGAAUAGUGGCAGACGUUAUAGGUUAUGACAAGUCUGACUUGCUAGAGACGGUGCCUAAGAAAUGGUCCUUGUACCCUCCUAUGGUACUCUUCCAAGGAGGACUGUUCAGUACACCAAGGUGGAAACAAUACUUUGAAGAGAACGGCAGAGACAAAUUAUUUAAGCAUCUACUGGAGAAAUUCUUCACUGGCUACACACACUAUGCGGUCAACCAGCCCAUCAUCGAAACCGAUGUCAUGCGAAGACCCUUUAAUCUUGUGCCGCUAUAUGGAGACUUUGGCCCUGAUCCCAACGAAGCCCGAUUCGAGGAUCCCAUGCCGGCAGACUUCAAAGAGGCUUUUUGGUGCACGGUGACACAGAACGGCAUUUGUCAGGAAUGGGCGCCGAGGUACACUAUGUUCUCUCGAGGUAACAUCACUGAGAAGAAACGGCUUCUCGAUAGUUACACGAAGCUAGACGGGCAUAAUGUGGUGGAUUUAUACGGCGGUAUUGGCUACUUUACCCUUUCAUACUUGACCAAUGGAGCGACCGUGUUUUGCUGGGAGCUUAAUCCAUGGUCCAUCGAGGGCCUCCUACGCGGGCUUAGAAAGAAUGGCUGCAAACAUACGCUUAUCAGGGUGGGGGAGCCAUUUGACGUGAACAUUUACCAGGAGAACGUGGCUAAUGGCGUCAAGGCUUUUGUGUUCCACGAAAGUAACGAGCAUUCAGUAGAACGACUUUUUGGUCUUGGUUUACGUAUUUCACACUACAACCUUGGUCUUUUGCCCCUGCUGAAGCAAGGCUGGGAGGUUGUGAAAAAACUCGAGGAAGGAACCGACAGUGGGUGCGAAAACGCUGAGGAAAAGCGCAUAGCCCGAUUAAUCCAUGUUCAUGAAAAUGUCCACAAAAACGAUUUUUCCCAACUUCUGCAAGAACUCGAAACCUUCUUUGGCGGCACGGCCGUCCAUUUGGAAAAAGUCAAGACUUUUGCACCGGACGUGUGGCACGUUGUGGUGGACAUAAAAUUGAAAGAAAUGGAAGUGUAA